AAUACCCAUUCCACUUCCUAUACAUUGAAAUACGUUUAUUUUGAUUGUUGUUACACAAUAUGGGCUGAAAUGGCAGUCAGUAACAUCCAAUAUUGUAACAGUACUUGAGCUGUCAAUGGUGCAAAUGCGUGUCACGUGAUGCAAUGGAUGAUCUGCUGUAACUUUCAAAUUUUUGGGCAGUGGUUGGACAUAAAAGGUGUGAUUUCUCACGGCUUGGGCGCACCGUGGUCUGUUGCGACGUGCAGGUGAAAGCCGUCCUAUGGUCGCACACUGGUUGAUUCCUGAAUUUGCUUCCGUACACCUUCGCAAACCCGAAAGUAACAUUUCUACAUAAUACGAAAUUACCCUAGCUCUGAUUGCGGGAGUGCGAACCAUCUUCAAGAGGACGGCUCGUUUCAAGGUGACGAUUGAUCAGAGGACUCGAUGAGUGGAUACAUAGCGCCAGGUGCUCCUUCGAAAUUGGAUCGCUCACAGAUAGCAAGCUUGCAUGGCGGCGCCCCCUCUAAAUUUUGGAAGGCAGAGCCAACCACAAUACCACAACCGUCACCUCAACCCGCGUCAAAUCCCAACCCCUACAGCAAAGCCUAUCAUGGAUCGGGGAAUUUUACCAGGCACUCGGAUGUAUUUACGCGAAAUGCUCCACCAUCCACGUCCUCAAGCCAAAUUUCGUUACGACGUCGACGUCCUUCUGGUUCAUCACUCCAUCUUUCGGCCGGAACAAGGCCCUCUGGUGCUACUUCCGAAACUCUUAGAAGACCAUUCGACGCCCUCGUCGACGGCGAUGAGCUAGACCCACUCAACAUGGGUGCCUUCGAACAAAGCCGAUCCUCUCGUUCUGCGCUGGAUAAAGGAAAGCAGAAGGCAUCGCCUGAAGAUGAGGACGAAGUCAUGCUAGUCGAAUCUAGUGCUGUUUCUGCUCCGCCGACUCACAGCAGAAAACGGAAAUCCGGGGAUGAAGACUACCCAUUUUUGGACAUGUUGUCAGUUAUGAAAACUAGGAGCGACCGCAAAAAGGCUGAGCAGGCAAAAAUGAAGGAGAUACGCACAGCCGCUAUAGCCAACGAGAAGCCUUUGGAUAAAUUUCGCUUUAAUCCUCGAUCGUCUCCCGCCCCAGCACCACCCGCAUCCCGCCCUGUCUCCUCGAGGCCCGAUCUCUUGCCUAUCCGAAUACUCUUCUGGGGUCUGAUAAAACAUGAAGCAAAUUCUUCUCCGGAUGUACCUAAAGUAUUGAGUUGGCCGCAGAAUCAUCCGGCCUUUUCAUUGCGUCAAGCCCACUCUCCUGCGCCAGGCCAGAAGCCCCUGAUAGUAGUCCCAAUGAAAUGUGUUCGUCAUUUUGAAUAUUUCUCCGGGAGCUCACAGAUUCCUCCUUACUUGCACUUUGAUAUUGAGAUUGACACGGACAACAAACCCACCUCGACCUCGGAUUUGUUUAAGAGUGACAGCGAUACAUUUCGGCCUCGUAUGUCAGUUAACGUAGGUCUUCCUUCUGUUUACUGAUGAACUCGCUAUCCUCAGGCCAAAAGCACAUGCCUUAUCUGUCUCGAUCAGACGAACACCUGUCUUCAUUCGCAAUUGAAGUCCAUGGUAAUUCGACCAUGCCUCAACAAAUC
Messenger RNA from Cantharellus anzutake, 1610 nucleotides. RefSeq lists its product as uncharacterized. The coding region runs from base 424 to 1497 and encodes 357 amino acids. Lineage: Eukaryota; Fungi; Basidiomycota; Agaricomycetes; Cantharellales; Hydnaceae. The transcript has 6 exons. The record is from RefSeq and is a predicted model, not a curated record.